UGCUGAAGAAGAGGUGGUUGCGGUGUUCGGGUUUUCCGCGGAUGUUAAACGUAGAAAUUCGGAUUCGGCGAGUGUGAAACGUGCCGGCCCGCGUGGUUAAACUGCCCAAGCCAUUCAACAACCACUGCCACCUACUCCAACCAAGGCCGGCUUAUCUCACGAUACUUAAAACUCGCCUCUCCCCCCCGCGCGCGUUGACCGUCAUGCAGAACGACGAGCUGGUGGUGGAGCGCAGGCUAAGGCCAAUUUGGGAAUCGAUCGAAAUCGGUAACUACAAAAAGGCGCUGCAGGAUGCGGACAAAAUGCUGAAGAAAAAGCCAACCCUUCAGUGCGCCCGGGCACUGAAAGCGUGGGCCUACGUGCGGAUGGGGCGCGAUGAGGAAAGCAACGCGAUCAUAGCUCCACUCGAGCAGGAGCAACCGACCGAGGCCACCACCCUGCACGCCCUUACACUGUGCUACAAGGAGAUGCACCAGCUGGACCGUAUCUGCACGCUGUUCAGCAACGCGAAUCGGCAGCAGCCGGGCAACGAGGAACUGCUGUCGCAGCUCUUCAUCGCCUACAUGCGCGUGGACGAUUUCAAGGGCCAGCAAACGGUGGCGUUGCAGCUGUACAAACUGCGACCGCGCAAUUCCUACUACUUCUGGGCCGUCGUCAGCCUGGUUCUGCAGGCAUUGCGAGGACCCGAUGCGCACGAUGCACAGAAGGCGCAGCUGCUGCUCACCCUUGCCCAGCGCAUGGUGGACAAGUUCAUCGUGGAGAACAAGCUCGAGACGGCACAGGAAGCGCAACUCUACCUACAGAUACUGCAGGAGCAAAGCAAGUACCGCGAGGCGUACGACUUUCUUAACGGUGCCUUAUGCCAGAAGCUGUAUCCCGGCGCUCCCGUGUUCGUGCGGAUUGAGCUGCUGAAAAAGCUGGACAAAUGGGACGAGCUGAACCGGCUGCUGAAGGAGCUACUGUUGCAAGAGCAAGAUCGUUGGGAUUUCUAUCAGGAGUAUAUUGCAUCCACGUUCCGACUGAUCGAGGCCGGCGAAAAACCGGAGGGCGCAGACUAUUCGGUCGAGAUGUGUCACGAGUUUUUGUGUGACAUCAUUGAGGCACAACCGAAAAAGUUCCGCGGCCCGUACCUUGCACGACUAGAGCUGAACAGGCGAAUGAUCGAGAAGCGAUACAGUAGCGAGCAGCUAUUUGGCAAGAUGACCGAUAUGCUCGCCGAGUACUUUGGGCUCUUCGGUGAUAAACCCUGCUGUGCACACGAUAUGAAGCUGUUCAUCGAAUAUGUGUCGCCCGUCGCCGAACGGAGAGCGCUCGCUGCGAAGCUAACGAAUGGGCUCGACAUCACUUCGACCACGCUGCCGGGAAGUAAAGAGCAGAUGCAACGACACAUCUGUACGCUACAGAUUGCACGCUAUAGCGGAGCACACUCGAUCGUUAGCGAGGAGCUACUGCACGCGAUCUCCACCUCGCUCAGUCUGCAUUACGAGCAUGGAUACAACGCGUACGGAAUGGGUCUGCUUACCACCGAUAUGGGACCAUCGGACUCGUACGCAUUGCUAGCCGCGCACAUAAUGUAUGAACGCGCAUGGCGCCUGCAGCGCUCACAACCGAUCGUUGAGGCGCUUACGCUGCUACACUAUCUGCUUGCCAACAGUCCGAGCAACUUCCACGGCAAACUACUCUGCCUGCAGCUGUACCAUCGUCUCGGGCUAACGCUAGCUGCCCAAGAAGCGUACGACGCGCUCGACAUCAAACACAUUCAGCUCGAUUCGCUCGGCUAUCUGCACUGUGGUCAACUAGCAAAUGGGGGCUUCCCGAGUACGGCCAAGCAGGUGUAUGAGCGAACGCUCAGCUUCUUCAUCAACGAUCAUGAAGCAUACGCCGAGUUCCCGAAGGCAUCCUAUAAUUUCGGCACCUUUUCGAAGCUGGUCGAAAUGAUUGACUUUCGCAAUCGGCUCGCCAACAGUCAUCACUUUGCGCUGGUGACAGUUGAAUCGCUGCUAACGCUGGUGGUUGGCUUUGGUGGUACGCUGGCACAGUGUCUGGCGGCCUAUCGGCAGGCGCGCACCUCGAAACCACAUGAGGAUCGGAUCGCCUGGGACAAGCUUCACGAUAAUCGCGAUCUAACGAUCUUCCUCGCCUGGGAUCCACCGUCGGUGGAUAUCAACCCAGAACCGGACUCCAAUGGCUGUGUCCCGGAUGUGGCCGAUGAGAUAAAACCCGUCGGCGCUGUGCUAGAUGAGCGCCGAGAAGCAACCCGUGCGGCCAGCUAUGCCCAGGAGUACGAUCUGCUACGAUUGCGAUCGGGUUUGGCACGGUUAGUGUUUGGGCUGGUCGAGCUGCACCGAGGCCAGGAGACGACGGAGUACGAACCGCAACGAGUUCGGCAACUCAGACACUCGUGGGUAAGGACGGUCGGCGAGAUCGAAGCGAAACGUUACGAGCCGAGCAGCGGACGGUAUCUAGUCAAUCUGUUGCCAUCGCGCUUACACCUGUACCUGCGGUUGCCGUACGCCACUAUCUUCACGCAUUUGGCUGACUUUGUGCUAGGCACGUGGCAGGGUUACUGUUCCACCGACGGCGACGGCGAUAACGACAGCAGUGCCAAUAGUAAUGGCAACAGCAUCACUAGCAACAUUGCCGGCACCAGUCUGGAAAGGCUGACAGAAGCGGCCAACCGAUGCACAAAGGAUGUGCAAAACGUGUUCGAAACGAUGCAGCGUACCAUCGAGACAUUCAACGAGUCGGUCGAUCCACUGUGGCACUGGAAGCCGGCACAUGAAGUGGUCAACGGUUGCGCUGAGAUCCUCUCACUACUGGUGUUCACGCUAUCCGUUUGCCACGAACGGUAUCUGCAAUCGGCGACCAGUCAGAGCACCGCGGGAAGUAAAAAGGGCAAAAAACAAACGGCUGGCAGCAAUAAUGGUGCAGCAGACAGUGCGACCGAGCACAAGGAGUCGAUCGCGAUCGUAUCGGAAAAGGAUCGGCUCGCGCUGGUAACGGGCGUGCUGCGCGAGUUGAAACAGAAGAUUAACGAAGCGGACACAGUGCUGGCUUCCUGGAAGGUCGGUCAGGUCGUCAUUGACAACGGAUCGCUAUCGGAGGCCGUCGAGCGUCUGUCGCUUAACGAAACAUCCAUUACGGCCAAGAUCACGUCGAACGUGAGCAGCGAGGUGAAGGAAGUGCGUCGAUUGCUAAAAGAUAAACUCAAGAUGAUCAGCAAAGCUAUUUAGUUAGUAAUGCGCGAUCAGUGCACCUGCGACCCGGACUCAUCAUCUAUCAACGCUCAUUGCUCACCGAUCAUCUCACCUGCAGAACAACUCUCACCGAUAUGGCCUUUAGCAAAAAGGGCCUGCCCUCCCCCAUCGCCUUCUACAGACGCGCGCAACAAAAUGACCAGUUCCUCGUCAGCAUUCUCUUCUUCGCAGCUCCCCCCCCUUUUCUCGUUACGAGUCGAUGUUAAGAAUGUUCUGUUAUACUCUUUUUAAAUCUUUCAUUUUUCGCUACUUUAACCAACCACUGUUUCUGUUUUUAUGGCGCGAAAGAAACCCCCGGUCGAAGCGGUUUAAUCUCGCAGGCAGCGAUAUAUACUGGCCACACCACAUUAAUGUGUAAUGCAGCAACAGCGGCAGCAGUGCUGUCGUGUCGACCUAUACUACGAAUUGUAAAUUCUGGCUACUUUGAUUAUGAAUCGCAAAGAGAAUAAAACAUGGAACGGUCACUCGGCCAAAAUGAAUCACAAAAUAGUUCAUGAUCGUUGGCGGUUCAUAACUGUAACUGUGAAAAACGCUGUUGUAACGGCUACCAUUCUUCAGUAUUAUGCACAAUUUUCUUAACAAAUUGUCAAAGCAAUAAUGAUAUCAAACUUGAGGAUGAUCGAUUGAAAGAAACGAUUGUUAAACUUUGCACUAACACAGUUCUUAAAUGAUAGGUAAAUUGUAACUGCCUGGCACUGAGUUUUACAGCACCCUACAUCUGCUAUCGUUACUCAAUAUGAUCCAUACUGAUCCAUACAAAGAGAGCGAUGAUAUGCUGAUGCAAAGAGAUAAAUAACUUAAGAUCAU
This is a messenger RNA of Anopheles darlingi, 4064 nucleotides long. It is a transcript of the gene psidin, whose product is annotated as phagocyte signaling-impaired protein. Gene Ontology annotation, molecular function: protein binding; protein-N-terminal amino-acid acetyltransferase activity. The coding region runs from base 204 to 3233 and encodes 1009 amino acids. The record is from RefSeq and is a predicted model, not a curated record. Gene Ontology annotation, cellular component: NatB complex; cytoplasm. Gene Ontology annotation, biological process: N-terminal peptidyl-methionine acetylation. The transcript has 8 exons. NCBI's taxonomy places the organism in Eukaryota, Metazoa, Arthropoda, Insecta, Diptera, Culicidae.